AGCACGUGGGUGCAUCCAACAUCAUCAACAGACACACGAAAUAACCCCAUAUCAAGGCCCCUCAAAUUAUAAAUAUCAAUUCUUUCUUGCCGGAUCGAAACAUAUAUCAAAUUGGGAUGCCUCCAGACUCUUCGCAACCAUGAAAUCUGCCAUAAUUCCUGUGCUUUUGCUUGUGGCCACCACAGCAUUUGGCUCAUCCACUCGCGGCAUUGAGAAUCUAAUCCAACGCCGCCUUCCAAAACAUGCACAUGAAUUUCGCUUCUCCCUGGUUAAUGACACGCGAGGCGAAACCGUCAAUGAUAGUUAUGUUGUUUCUCCAAUGCACGAUGGGAAGAUCCUAGUCGAGGGUAACUCCUUGAGUGCCUUGUCUAGAGGUCUUCACCGGUUCUUCACCGAUAUCGCCGAGGUCGACUUUUACUGGUUCAUUGGCAAUCGUCUAGAUGCCCUUUCUUCUUUCCCAAGACUUUCCGAGACAUUGGUGGGCGAGAGUGUCGUUCCUUGGAGAUACCAUUUUAACACCGUGACAUUCUCCUAUACAACGGCAUUCUGGUCAUGGGAAGAAUGGGAAGAUCAACUGGAUUGGAUGGCCCUUCACGGCAUCAAUCUCCCCCUCGCUUGGGUGGGCGUAGAGAAAGUUAUUGUUGAGGUUUUCCGUGAACUUGGACUCACUGACAAGGAGAUUGCAACUUUCCUGAGUGGUCCAGCAUUCCAAAGUUGGAACCGUUUAGGAAACAUUCAGGGCUCCUGGGGCGGCGAUCUCCCCUACAGUUGGAUUGAAAGCCAGUUUCAGCUACAGAAAAAAAUCAUUGCUCGCAUGGUUGAACUAGGAAUGAUGCCUAUCCUGCCGGCCUUUACUGGAUUUGUGCCCCAAGCAAUCACUCGUGUUCUCCCAAACUCUACAGUGGUUGCCGGGUCCCGAUGGAAUGGCUUCCAGUCCGAGUAUACCAACGACACGUUCCUAGAACCAUUUGACACAGCCUUUGCGGAUUUACAAACACGGUUUAUCUCGAAGCAGAGAGAUCUAUAUGGCAACAUCACUCGCUUCUACACGCUCGAUCAGUACAACGAGAAUGAUCCUUAUUCUGGCGACGUGGACUAUCUCGAGAGCAUCGGUCGGAGUACCUGGGAGAGUCUGAAGACUGCUGAUCCUGAGGCCAUCUGGGUGAUGCAAGGAUGGCUCUUCACUUCCAACUCUCGUUUUUGGACAAACGAACGUAUAGAGGCCUAUCUUUCGGGCGUCAAAGUGGACACCGAUAUGCUCAUCCUGGACCUCUUCUCUGAGAGCUCACCACAGUGGCAGCGUACGAACUCAUAUUAUGGAAAGUCGUGGGUUUGGUGCCAGCUUCAUGGUUACGGUGGUAACAUGGGUCUAUACGGCCAAAUUAUGAAUAUCACGCAGAACCCAAUUGAGGCUCUAGCGAAUUCAUCCUCGCUUGUUGGGUUUGGAUUGACAAUGGAAGGCCAAGAAGGGAACGAAAUAGUUUAUGACCUUCUUCUCGACCAGGCCUGGUCCUCGACUCCCAUUGACACCGAAACCUAUUUUGAAAACUGGGUGACGCGUCGCUAUGCGGGUGUUCAUUCCCUCCCGAAAGGAUUGUAUCAGGCGUGGGAGACUCUGCGCUCAACCGUCUAUAACAACACUCACUUGAGUAUUACUGCGGUGACCAAGUCAAUUCUCGAACUGAAACCGAGUACCUCUGGGCUCGUGAAUCGAACCGGUCACCACGCAACAACUAUGACAUACGACCCCUCCGUCGUAGUCAGCGCAUGGGAUCUCCUGUGCCAGGCAGCUACGACCGAGCCAUCUCUCUGGGGCAAUCCAUCCUUCCAGUAUGACAUGGUGGAUGUGACCCGCCAGGUUCUUUCAAACGAGUUCAUUACCCGCUACAAUAGCCUUGUGGCUCUUUACCUCGACACAAAUGCGACAAGCGGCGAAAUCAAUGCGGUCGGUGGGAAGCUGAUCGAACUCCUCUCCACGCUUGACGCUGCCCUGUCUACGAACGACAACUUCUUGCUUUCUCGGUGGACCCAAUCUGCCCGCUCCCGGGCCCCAGCAACGCAAGAGAAAGUUGCAGAUUUCUAUGAAUACAAUGCGCGCAAUCAGAUUACGCUAUGGGGCCCCCGGGGUGAGAUUAGUGAUUACGCCUCGAAGACAUGGAGUGGCCUGGUCUCGUCGUAUUACAUCCCUCGAUGGGCGAUGUUCGUCUCCUACUUGGCCUCUACGCCAACCGAGAGCUACAACCAAACUGUGUUUGAUACUAUGCUGCUUGACUUUGAACUUGAGUGGCAAUAUGCAAAGUUAACCACACCGCGCACUCAAGGCAACCUGCAGACCGUCUUGGGAAAGGUUUCUCGAAUUCUCUCUAUUGAGGAGUAAUAUGUAUAGUUGUGGAUUGAAGGCACUAUGAACAACUCAAAACAUAUAACGAGUUGAUCGAUAGGUGUUUACCAUUAUUUCUACGUUAUCAGCAGUUAACGAGGUCGUGUGCAAGAUAACUCUGGCUAAGACAACUAUCAUAUUAAUAAGAUAUGUGCAACAUAGUGCUGUUUUGCUGAGUAAACU
This is a messenger RNA of Aspergillus ochraceoroseus IBT 24754, 2563 nucleotides long. Its product is annotated as alpha-N-acetylglucosaminidase. Lineage: Eukaryota; Fungi; Ascomycota; Eurotiomycetes; Eurotiales; Aspergillaceae. The transcript is spliced from 3 exons. The coding region runs from base 140 to 2377 and encodes 745 amino acids. The record is from RefSeq and is a predicted model, not a curated record.